Molecule: messenger RNA, 4086 nt
Organism: Pyricularia grisea
Lineage: Eukaryota; Fungi; Ascomycota; Sordariomycetes; Magnaporthales; Pyriculariaceae
Exons: 6
Coding region: 68-2446 (792 amino acids)
Biological process (GO): proteolysis
Molecular function (GO): serine-type endopeptidase activity
Source: RefSeq, a predicted model, not a curated record
CCCAACUCUAAACCUAGACCAGACUAGAACUAGAGCUUAGAGCUGAUUCAACUACCACCAAUAUUUCAUGUCACUGCUUCGCCGUCUCAGCUAUAGCUUAUUCAAGAGCUGUACAAACUGCACUACCACUGUUCAUCACACUCAAGCUAAUUUCAACCAAUUGGCUCUCCUCAGACUAUAUUCGUCGUCCUCAAGGCCAAGUCCUCAACCUUCAAACAAGUUUCAUGCGGCAGCCCUGGAGGUUUGUAGCAAUCAAGACACCACAAUGACUGUCGUUGCCACAAAAUUCACCCCGGAGGUGCUCCUCUCUGCCCCGCGAAGAUCAGUCGGGUCACCUAAUUGUAAGGGAGAAAAGGUCCUGUUUACGGUCUCUACCUAUUCAUUCAGUGACCACCGCAAGACCUCGAGUAUCCGGGUCUUGGACGUCAAGUCGGGGCAGUCGACUGUCUUGUUUGAGGACUCUACCUUUAGCGAGCCCACAUGGGUGAGCGAGCAUGAGUUCAUCUUUAUCAAGAGCGGCGACAAUGGCACGUCCACCCUCAUGCUCAGCAGCGUCAAGCACCCAAACAAGAGGCCCAAGGAGAUCUUCACCACCAGGGGCAGCAUCUCCAGCCUCAAGGUGAAGCCGCUCUCCAAAUCCGCCGUCUUGUUGGCGUGCGCCGCCCUGGCGACGCCCGACGGCAAGAUGUACAAUGCGGAAAAGGACGACGCCAAGGUGCAUCAUACUGGCAAGGUCUACACGGAGCUCUUUGUGCGUCACUGGGACUCUUACAUCACCAAGAACAAGAAUGCAAUCUGGUUUGGAAGGCUGAAGUGGAGCUCCCAACCUUCGGCUGAUGAUUUCAGCGCUUCCUUGACGCUGGAUGGUUCAGGCUUGACGAAUGUCCUAGCAGGAAGCGGGCUGGAAAGCCCCGUUCCCCCGUUUGGCGGAAGUGGUGACUUUGACCUCUCACCUCAUGGUAUUGCUUUCGUCGCCCGUGAUUUGGACGUAAACCCGGCAACCCACACCAAGUCCAGUGUCUACUUUGUCCCCGUGGACUUCAACUCCGCUCAAAGCCCCGCCCCCUCAUCCGCUCCCAAGGCUAUCCCAACCCCCGGCUUGCAGGGCUACAGUGCCGGACCUGCUUUCGGCCCAGAUGGCAAGUCGCUCGCCUUUACCCGCAUGCGGCACAUCCAAUACGAGAGCGACAAGCCACGCCUCAUGCUCGCCAAGGACGUCGUCGGUGACACGGGCGCCGACGCACAAGAGUUCUUUGCCACGGAGGAUGGGGAAGGCGGAUGGGACUUGCGGCCAGAGGGUCCUAUCUGGAGUGCCGACGGCAAGGAGCUUUACGUGGUUGCCGAGGACGCCGGCUACGGCAAGCUCUUCAAGUUCCCGUCGGAUCCGGAAAAGACAAAAAUGCAGAAGCUGGGCGGCGAUGGUGUCCCCGAGGCCCUCACCUUGACAGGUACCGUGGGCGACGUCAAGGUGUUGAAAAACGAGGACGGCAGCAGUCGACUCUUCGUCAGCUCAAGUUCCAUGGUCGACAGCUCCUACUUCAACUUCCUCGACCCCUCGACGUCAAAAUCAGAGCUCGUGUCGUCUCUAUCCAAGAACGGCAAGGUCUUUGGCCUCUCGCGCUCGCAGCUCGACGGGAUCUGGUUCAAGGGGGCGGGUGACUACCAAUGCCACGCGCAGGUGGUGCGCCCGUCCGACUUUGACAGCAGCAAACGCUACCCGCUCGCUUUCCUGAUCCACGGCGGUCCACAGGGAGCGUGGAACGACAACUGGAGCACCAGGUGGUCCCCGGCCAUCUUCGCAGAGCAGGGCUACGUGGUCGUGGCGCCGAAUCCGACGGGAUCCACGGGUUACGGAAUGGCCCUUCAGAACGGCAUCAAGAACGAAUGGGGAGGUCGGCCGUACAACGACCUCGUCAAGUGCUUUGAGUACAUAGCCAACAACAUGCCCUACGUCGACAUGGACCGCGCCGUGGCUCUAGGUGCCUCAUAUGGAGGCUUCAUGAUUAACUGGAUCCAGGGGCAUCCACUUGGACGCAAGUUCAAGGCCCUGGUCUGUCACGAUGGCGUCUUUAGCACACUGAACCAAUACGCCUCGGAGGAGCUCUUCUUCCCACUCCACGACUUUGGAGGCACGCUUUGGGAGAACCGUGAGGGGUACGAGAAAUGGGAUCCCGCCAAGUUCACAGGCGAAUGGGCAACACCGCAGCUCAUCAUUCACAACGAGCUCGACUAUCGCCUGACCAUCGGAGAGGGUCUGUCGGCUUUCAACGUCUUGCAGAGCAGAGGCGUGCCGAGCCGGUUUUUGAUGUUCCCUGACGAGAACCACUGGGUUCUCAAGCCGGAAAACUCCCUGCUCUGGCAUCAAGAAGUCCUGGGCUGGAUAAACAAGUACAGCGGUGUGGACGACUCCGGCUUGGCCGAAAAAGCUGCAGAUGUAAAGAUUUGAGGACUAUCACCCGGCUUGAUUAUUUUGGACAAUCCUGGGACUUGAAUUGUAUCAUUUUUAUUACAUAGCACACUCACAUCCCAGAGAUUUGGAUUCCGCUGAAUUGCAAAACGACUUAGUCUGGCCCUUACAUGGCCGCAAAGUCUAACCCCCUUAAACACCUUCAUUUGACCUUGUUGAGAUACAUACCCGGAACAUUCUUAAUUGUCCAUAGAUGCUCCCAAAUAUCUGACCAGUCAGUAUCCUGUCUAAAUACAGGCAACCCAUAUUUAUCUGGAGUUGCCAGAUCACAUAGCGCCUCGAUCAGUCGCUUUUUGUCCGCAGAGCUCAAGGGUUUCACGGAAAACUUGAGGAACUCAGUUAUGAAUUCGUGUUCGCUUUUCUCUUCGGGACAGUUCUCAUAAGCCCAUUGCGCCUCGCAGCAGACUUUGGCGAGACUCUUUUGUCGAAUAGGUUGUUUCCGUCGCUUUGAGUUAUACGGGUGGUUCAAUACUUUAUCAGUGUCUGAUGCUGCGGCGGUGCGCUUUUGUGCGCCAACAGUCUUGCUGGCGGUCCUGGUUCCACAACUCUUCCUCUCUGCCCCUUGACGAGACCUGCUCGAGGUAAUGGGAGAGGCUUUCGGCAGGGCGCUAACAACAAUAGCCAUGGCGGAUUCUUCCACAGAGGGUUGUGAGCGCGGGCGUAGAUUAUAAUGAGCUUUGAAUGUCGGCUUUUCCAGUGGUUGGGUAUCGGCUGUGUAUAUGUCUUCCAGCUCGGUCUCCGACCUUAACGGCUUAUCAUUGACCUCUUUUGACGCAGCUACAGGCUUUUCUUCUGAUUUUUUCUGUGCCUGGUCUUUUUGCGCCCGCAUUUCAUCCUUCAGCCUGUGCAACUCUUCGGAUAGCUCGAGCAAGGUCUUGUUCUGCCGUAUGAUAUUUUCUUCUGCCUCUCUCUGUCUAUCCUUGAUUCUUGUUUCCCACAACCCUUCGAGGUUCUGCUUGUCAACACAAGAGCAAACAGCUUCGUCAAGAUUCUUUAGCUCAUUCCCGGAAAUUUCGAGGCGCUCAUCAAUCCUAGCCACCUCGCUCGUCAAACGGUCGUCUCUCGCAUAGAUGGCAUCAGCCUUGUCCUGAACUUGAGCAAGCUUCUCGAUGUCGGCGGCGCAUUUUUGGGUGUGAGCCAGAGCUUCUUCAACCUGAGCAGUGUGCCAUUUUUGCUCAUCGUCCAACGUUUUGUCCAACUUGUCCAGGCGACUAUUCGUUCCCUCCUCCAGCUCAUCGAGCCUGCGCUUCUGCUUUUCCUGAGAGAGUCGCAAGUCCUGAAACAAGUAAAAUAUCAAAGCUGCAAUCGGCCGACUCCAUUGCGCUUUGACGUCAUCUUGCGGUGUUUCUUGCAGUGAUAUCGGCGGCGUUUCACAGUCAAUACGUGCGAAGUCGACAAGCCCAACGGUUGAGGAUGUGGGAAGUGUUUUUUUCGUCGUGGUAGACAUGCUGAGGCUUGCGUGUAUGAGGAUUGCUGGCGAAAGUUAAAUACACAUCGAGCCGUUCGUUUCGUCGGAGGUGAGUGAAAUCACGGCAAUGGCAAGGUCAAAGAUCAAAAAUAGACCUUUGAUGAGUAAAAGAAAAUACCGACUUCAAGUCAACGCAAUACUCAAACGCGGG